UUUAAUACCCAGGCUUUGUCCUUUUGUCUACCCUCUUCAUUUGUAUCAUCCAAACUAAACAUGAGACUGGACGUGUCACACAUAACUGGGACCGUACUGGGAACUGCAUGCUCUCUCCUCUUUUUGACCUCUUUCAUACAAGGGCUGCUUGGCAUCGAUGUGUUACACCAUCAAACCAUGGAGGCAGUGGCGGGCCAGAGCAUCGACCUGCCAUGUAUCGUACAAAACUACACCUCUCUUAAUAUUGUCCAAGUUGAAUGGAGUAAGAUGAACAACACAAAGUUGGCUGUGUACAACUUAAUCCACGGAGGUUAUGUAUUCCAUCCCAAUGUCACUAUCUGGGCACAGAGGGCAGGGACAGACGAGCAGAGCACGCUGAUUGGCACCAAUCUGCGGCUGCAGGUGGUGGGAAAACAGGACAGUGGGGUCUAUAUCUGUGACAUCUCAACCUUUCCACUGGGAUCCAUCAGCACCAGCACCCAGCUAAAGGUCAAAGAUGUCAGUCAAAUUAAAUGCAACAUGAACAGCAGUUUUGAGGUCCACCGGGGGGAGAACGUCUCCAUUCGCUGCACGGUGGACACGUCCUCUGGUGCACAGUACUACAACUGGACAAAGGAUGAAAAGUUGCUGUCGGUGAACGAAUUUCUGCAGCUCAGCUGGGUGACUGACGCUCAUGCAGGAGUCUACAGACUGACUGUCGACACAGGAAACAACCAACUGCAAGCAGCUUUCAACAUCACUGUGCUGACGGCAACCUCCAACAUGGAGAGAGAUCUUAACACAUCAUCGGGUCCACCUCGUGUGACCGAUAGCCAUACCAUAUCACCCAGCACCAAGAGCCCUCAUCCUGCUAUCAGUGGAGCGUGGACCACGAAGAUGGACCCUAACGUGACAGCUGACGAACUUACGGCCACGACCUCAGAUGGAAAUCACAACACCUCUCUGAAUGUAUCAUCCUCUUUCUUAUCUGACCGAGUGAAUAUGGCCGUCACUGACCCCUCCACCAUGCCCUUAAACCCGGACCACUUGCAUAACUCCACUGAUGUGGCGGUCACCACGACCUCCAUCCCUUCUCCAUCAGUGUCCUACGAUCCAUCCACAGUCCAAUUACAGUCCUCUUCAAGUGACAUGAGCAUGCCGACUACUGUAGGAUAUGGUGGACCUGUGGAGAGGACCGGUGAUGAGACAGAGUCCAAGGGCACAGAAAAGAGCUCCUUCACAUUGACGGCAGAGUCCAGCACCCUGAAGACGACUGCGACGAAACCAGAAAAACCCACUGCAUCCACAACUCUAACCGAUGAAGACAGCAUCGGAGACAUGAUAGAAAAAGAUACUGGCCGCAGUCUGUGGUGGAUUAUCGUUCCAAUACUUGUAUUGAUUGUUCUGGCAGGGAUCCUCUACCGGAUAAGAAUUAUCCAGAAGAGGAUGGACAUGCCUCCUCCUUUCAAACCGCCUCCUCCUCCAGAGAAGUACACGUUGGUGUACACGCAACGCAGCCCGGUGAACCGAAAACAGCCACACUGCCAAUGGCAAGAGAUAUAGUUUUUAAUCUUUACUUUUGUUCAAAAGCAUAAACAAGCUAAUUUGACUUUGAUUUUUUUUUUGUCUUUUGCUGAAGUUGUGUCAUUGUUGUCAUAGCACUCGUGGUGUUUUUGUUAUUUAUGUCAAAUAAUGGUUUCUCAGUAGCUCUCUAUAGAAGGAAUUGUUUUUAUGCUGUGUUGUGAUAAAUCCUGUGUGUUGGAAGCAAAAUAAAUGUGCUGUUUGUUGUAAGUGUUGGGCUGAUCCUUUCCACACGUCCUGUCGGUUCACACUAUGGAGCGAGAGGCGUUGGUUGGUCUGCUCGGCGGGCCUCGAGGAGCUGCCUGCUAUUAGCAUUGGCUUGACCCUUUACCGUUACCGUUGACUUGGUCACACGACGUCGUUCGCUGUCGAUUCUGACCGGAGCAAGCCGGCAUCAGCGACCUCCGGAGUCCACCGGAACCACAGAAGAAAACUGGUCUCAAACCAAACCACCAAACCAAGUCAGCUGGUGGACCAGACACUUAACACAGCGGCACACAGGAAGUGUGUGUGUGUCUGUGUGUGUGUGUGUGUGUGUGUGUUUGUG
Messenger RNA from Lampris incognitus (smalleye Pacific opah), 2107 nucleotides. Its product is annotated as T-cell surface protein tactile. The coding region runs from base 61 to 1542 and encodes 493 amino acids. NCBI's taxonomy places the organism in Eukaryota, Metazoa, Chordata, Actinopteri, Lampriformes, Lampridae. Gene Ontology annotation, biological process: inflammatory response; cell-matrix adhesion. The transcript has 7 exons. The record is from RefSeq and is a predicted model, not a curated record.